This is a messenger RNA of Siniperca chuatsi (mandarin fish), 5547 nucleotides long. RefSeq names its product chondroitin polymerizing factor 2 (gene chpf2). The coding region runs from base 1256 to 3550 and encodes 764 amino acids. The record is from RefSeq and is a predicted model, not a curated record. Lineage: Eukaryota; Metazoa; Chordata; Actinopteri; Centrarchiformes; Sinipercidae. The transcript has 4 exons. Gene Ontology annotation, cellular component: Golgi cisterna membrane. Gene Ontology annotation, molecular function: glucuronosyl-N-acetylgalactosaminyl-proteoglycan 4-beta-N-acetylgalactosaminyltransferase activity.
AGAUCAUCUUCCUGAGGUGUAACCAAGGUUUCUAAAUGCACCUUUUUUUAUACCAUCACAAAGAUCCAUAACUUGACGCACGUUCACUAAUACGUUCAUAUAACGUUAAACAUUGUAUUUUCUUGAUGUGGUCUUCGGUAUGCAGUUUAAAGUAAUCCGUAUCGCAAAGGUGCAGGUCCCUUGAGUCAGUCAGAGGUGAUGCUGCAGCACAGCAGCAUUUAGCUCAGUCAGUGAUGAGGAGGGUAACCGACGUGAGAGGGACGUUAUUUCUACUCUGUGAGUGUGUGGCACCCAAUUUUUGAGGAAGUCAAGAAACUGAAGAAAAUGGACGACAUAUGCAUGACAAUGCCCGAUGGCUUUUUACCUGUGUCAACGAUGAAAAAUGGGAUAUAUGCCUUCAAGUCAGUGUUGGAGAUGGAUUGAGGAGCGACAUAUCUACACUAAAACAACGGACGCGAUGCUAACUUGCUAGCUUGCUCUUUGGUGUUUGUACCUCCGACACAUAACGUUACUGUUGAGGUUAUAAUUUCGGAUACGGUGAUCAAAACUUUUCCUCUUGCUUCUUCUUUAAACUACUGAUUUACUAGAUUAACGUAAACUCAAACGGUCAACUUUAACGUUACCAGGUGACAUUUAGCGUCGUGCUACAUUAGUUAGCUGACUUUAGAAGUGGCUAUUAGCGUUAUCUCAAGCCAAAAGUAGUUCAGCUAAUUAACAUAACGUUAGCCCAAAAGGCAAUGAAUACACAGAGUAACGUUAGUUAACAUGACAGUGACUAACAUAACCAGCUUGGUUUGUUAGACAGCAGUUAAACCGCAAUACACGUCAAUGGUUUUAAGCUAUUUGUAAUUAUUUGUUCUUACAAAAGGACAGACUAGUUUACACACAGAUACCUGCACGUUUACAGUUUGGGCAUGUUAUAUUAAGACACAGAUAAAAACAGCAUUUCUUACAUGUGCAAAAUCUGUAAAUUGUUGCUCCACGAGGUAACGUUCAGAUACAGUGUUAAUCUUUGCUUGAUAGGUUGAUUAGAAACUUUAAUAACGACUACCUCACCGGAUGGGACAGAGGGAAGAGACAUGUGACAUUUAGGGGAAUUUUCUGUCAGUGUCGGCAAAUAAAUUUCCCCUAACAUAGGCUGUGUUCUGGCGAAAAUGUUAAACUAGGGCAUGAGAGUUGGCACAUCUUCAAAUGCUCUGUAGCGAGUAAAUUUUUCCAGAACAGCUUCAUCAAGAGUAGCUCAUAACUGCCAGACAUGCGUCUCUCCUCCUUUUUGGCCGUGUUCAGGCCUGCUUUACCCCUUAUCCUCGGGCUGUCUCUGGGAUGUAGUCUGAGCCUUUUGAUGGUGUCCUGGACAGAAGGGGAUACCGAUGAAUCCUGUAGAGAUGAACUCGGCAAUGGGAGGCUUUUCAUUGGCAGAGGAGAUGCCCAGAGAGACUCAAGGGAUGGAGCUGGAAAUGAAGACUUCCAGCCACGUAUCGUGCCCUAUCACAAGGACCCAAACAAGCCACACAAGAAAGUCCUCAGAACUCGGUAUAUUCACACUGAACUGGGCAUCAGAGAGCGACUGCUGGUGGGUGUCCUGACCUCUCGGGCCACCCUCAACACGCUGGCCGUGGCGGUGAAUCGCACAGUUGCCCACCACUUCCACCGCACCUUUUUCUUCACAGGCCUGCGCAGCCCUAAGGUGCCUCACGGCAUGACUGUGGUUGCCCACGGUGAUGACCGUCCAGUGUGGCUGAUGUACGAGACAGUGCGUCACCUCCACCAGCACUACGGCUCAGACUAUGACUGGUUCCUCUUAGCCCAGGAUGACACUUACAUGCAAGCAGAUCGUCUGUCAGAGCUGGUGGGCCACCUCAGUGCAGGUCAGGACCUGUAUAUGGGCAGGGCGGAGGAGUUUAUUGGUGGAGAGGAGAAGGCACGCUACUGCCACGGGGGCUAUGGCUACCUGCUGUCCCGCAGUCUGCUGGCCCGUCUGCAGCCCCACCUUGACAGCUGCCGUAAUGACAUCCUCAGUGUGAGACCUGAUGAGUGGCUUGGCCGCUGCAUUAUUGACUACCUGGGUCUCAGUUGUGUGGAGGUGCACCAGGAGAUGACCUAUCGUUACUUUGAGCUCGGGAAAAACGCAGAUCCAGAGCGCGAAGAUAGCGUACAGUUUAAAAAUGCCUUCACGGUCCAUCCUAUAUCAGAACCAAAUCUCAUGUACCGCCUACACAAACGCUUCAGCCAGAUUGAGCUGGAACAGACUUACCUACAGAUUCAACAGCUGCAGAUGCAGAUCAACAAUCUGAGUGACCUGACACCAGAGGGUAAGGCUGGAGUCACGUGGCCUAUUGGAAUCAACCCUCCCUUCAAGCCAAAAACCCGUUUUGAGGUUAUAAACUGGGAGUACUUUACUGAAGAGCAUAUUUACUCGUGCAUUGACAGCUCCCCCAAGUGUGAGAUGAAAGGGGCUGACCGCGCGGAUGUAAACGCAGUUCUGGAGAUUGCGGUAGAGCGUCUAAACGAACGCUACCAGCCCCAGCUACGCUUCCGCAAGCAGCGUCUUCUUAACGGUUACCGACGCUUUGAUCCCACGCGUGGUAUGGAGUAUGUGCUGGACCUUGCGCUGGAGGCCUAUACCCAGAAAGACCACAGUCAAGUCAUUGCCAAACGGGUUAACUUGUUGCGACCUCUAAGUGCAGUUGAGAUUAUCCCCAUGCCCUAUGUGACAGAGGCAACACGGGUGCAGGUCAUCCUACCUGUCACUGCCCAGGAUCAGGACUAUGUUGGUAACUUCCUCGACAUGUACGUGAUGAACACUCUGGACACCCAUGACAAUGUUUUACUCACAUUCCUGUUCAUCUACGAUCCCUUUGAUGCACAACGAGUCAGCCAGACUGAUGUGUUCGCUGGCAUUAAGGCCAUGAUUGGGGAGGUGGAGAAGCGCUACGGAGACGUGAAGAUCCCCUGGAUCAGCGUGAAGACGGAGGUGCCCUCGCAGGUCAAGCUGAUGGACAUCAUCUCUAAGAAGCACCCAGUGGACACGCUGUUUUUCCUGGCCAGUGUGUGGACAGAGAUCAAUGCUGACUUCCUGAAUCGCUGCAGAAUGAACGCCAUCAGCAACUGGCAGGUCUUCUUCCCCAUCCACUUCCAAGAGUACAGUCCUGCUGUCGUCUACCGCGACCAGCAGCCCUCUGCUGCCUCCUCCUCUUUUGCCUCUGAGUCACUGCGAGACGGCCACUUUGACCGCCACGUCUUUGACGAGGCUUGCUUUUACAAUGCGGACUACAUGACGGCGCGGACCAAGAUGGCUGCCGACAUCUUGGACAACGAGGAGCUGCUGGAAAGCAUGGACGUGUACGACAUAUUUGUCCGUUACUCUGGUCUUCAUGUGUUCAGAGCUGUAGAGCCGGCGCUGAUCCAGAAAUAUGUGCGACGAGUGUGUAACCCACGGUUCAGUGAGGAUAUCUACCACCGCUGUGUCCUCAGCAACCUGCAGGGUCUGGGCUCACGCUCACAUCUAGCCAUGGCUCUUUUUGAACAAGAGCAGGCCAACAGCACCUAGAAGCCUGGGCUUCCUUAGAGUGUUGGGGUCUCAAAGAUGCUGCCUGGACUAAAGGAUACUUGCACAAAAUAAUGUGAAUUGUAAUAUGGCACUUUUGUGAUCCAUACACUGAAAGUCUCACCUUUUGUAUUUGGCAGAAAGAGGUCAGGAUCAGCUCAAGAACAGCACCGUCUUGCUCAUUGACACUUUGACAGAGCAAAUGAGUGCUGAUGCAUAAGUUCCUAGUCGUAUCCUCCAGCUGAAAAUCUCUCUGCUCAGUAUUUAUGAGUACUUUUGACCUAUGAGUCACAAAUUAUGAGUCAAGGAGGUGUCUUCUCACACAACUCCCUGAACAUGGACUACUUGUAUUCCUGCCAUUGACGUAUUCUCACAGGAGCCGAGCAACAAUAUUUAUACUCUUUUUUUUUUUUUUUUUUUUUUUUAAAUAUAGGAGGUAGUGUCUUGAAAGAAUACAUGAACAAAGGCCUUCAAUGUUAAUAAUUAAUUGAGAAAAAACUUGAGCCAUAAGUCUUCCUUAAUGAAGAUGAUUAAAAUAAUACUGGAAACAAGCUGAAGCCAUUGGCUGCCUUUUCUUUAAGAUAUGUUCUUUUUUUGAGGUAUUAAAGAGUGAUAUGUCCGCUCAGAGUGUGUAAAAACACUUGUUUCAGUCUCAUUAGACAAAAAGACAACUGUUUAUAGGAUCUGUAUGCAGCAUGCUUGAACAGUUACUCCUGGAGGUAUCUGUUAUCUGCUUGGCAGAGCUGAAGAAAAGGUAAUAUGGCAGAAAAAUCAGUAGUGAUGGCGUGCUCAUAUUCAGAAUAAUACUUCUUGUAGUCAUCCCGGUGUGCCUAAAAGCUUUACUGCAGCGCCUGGAGGCAGUGAACAGUUUGUUCUGAAGCAGCCUGCCCCUCCUCGUCUCCUCACAUUAAGUCAGUAAUUCCUCACCCCGGCCCAGGCCUCCCUGGGGUUUUGGCAAGUAUUCUGUACACACAUGUCUUUGGGGAGAGAAGUGAACCCAGUGCCCAGAGGGAGGGUCGUGUCUAUGCUAGCCAAGGUCCGCCAUGGCGUGGGUGGUUAACCUUCACAGCAAGAUGGUUGAACAAGCUGAAUGGCUUACUUCACACAGCCUCCUCUCCCUCCCUCCCUCCUCUCUAAAGGGGAGAGAGGAUUGCAUUGAAGCCCCCUUACCUCCCCCCACCCACAAAACUUCUCCAUGCGAGGGUUGUCGCCUCGGGAGAAUAUGGGAGCAGCAGAGUGAAAGAGGCUCUUUCUGAGGUGGGAGCGAGGCUGCAGUCAGCGUUACAGCACUGCUGCAUUAUGCUGUGGAAAGGCCUCCACCUGCUUCCUUGUGGUGAGGUCAGUGAACAAUAAAAUGCCUGUCUGCCACCUCCGAGGAACGCCUCGCUGAUACAGGAAAUCUAACCCACCAAUGAGCUUGAGCACAAAAUCAGAGUAUGAGAGUGUUCUUUUAGUGAAGGGUAAUUUAGCAGUGCUGCACAAUUAUUUGCAUAAUUGCAUUUGGAAUAUGGGAGGAAAAAGAAAACACCUUAAUUUGCUGACGUUUAUGGAGUGGAGUUCUGCUGUGGGUGAAAAUAGUGAAGAUGUGGAUAUCAAAGGGUGCAUUUAAGUAAUUUUGCCCCUUAAAUGUUUGAGAAUAAUAACUAUUUAUUAAAGUCACAACAUUUGUUAAGUCAGUUUGACGUUUACCCAUAAUUACAGAGUCCAGGUAGGUUAUUCUCCCACUGUUAUUGCAGAGAGGUCAGACGUGUUUUGAUGUUGAUCAAGUCAGCUCAUACAGUAUAGAAUCAGCUUGUCUUACACAGAGACACAAGACCAGUAUAAUAUCUACAGUACGCUGAGUAUAGGAAAGCUGGAAGAUAGAUUUAACAUUUGGCCUAUUGAGGCGCUAACACAUUUUUAAAAAUUAAAUUUGGAUUUCAACUCAUAAAUAUUAUGCUUUGUGCCUCGACUUACAGUAUCUUUUAUGUAAAUAAAGUCAGUAAAAAUACCUAAAAUUG